Molecule: messenger RNA, 1126 nt
Organism: Annulohypoxylon truncatum
Lineage: Eukaryota; Fungi; Ascomycota; Sordariomycetes; Xylariales; Hypoxylaceae
Exons: 2
Coding region: 238-717 (159 amino acids)
Source: RefSeq, a predicted model, not a curated record
CGCCGGGGUAGCGAAUGGCAACAAGGAAUAUAUAUAUAAGAUGACGAUGUCGCCGUGUAUAGUCGGGAUAGAAGAAGGCCUAUGAUAUCGCUCGCUAAUCAUCCAACUCAUAAUAUAUUAAUAUCAGUUCUACAUCUUUGAACACACUCGCUUUAUACCAGCAAAAGCAAAAAGUCUUGAUUUACCGCACUAUCGCUAUACUCAAAAAUAAUUAAUAUCAUUAUUCCAUCCGACAUCAUGAAGUCCAACACCAUCGCCAGCGCUCUCUUCGCAGCCGCCACCGUCUCGGGCGCCGUCAUGAAGCCCAGACAGGCCAACUCCUUCUCGGUGACCAACUUCACCGCGUCAUGCAUCCCUCACAGUCUUCUCUGCACCUACGAAUUCGCCGUGAUCACAGACCCGACCAGCGCCUCGCCGUCAGGCAACCCGUCGCCGGCGCAGUGCAGCCUGAUGCUGCAGGGGCCGGACUACCUGCCGCCGGUCCCGCUGACGGGGUGCGCGGAGGUGGGCGCGUACUCGUGGGCGGUGGACGUGCUCCCCGACCAGGGCGGGCUCACGCUCAGCGUCACGACGCCGCAGGACUCGCACACCAACUUCACCGGCUCGUACGAUGUGCCGGCCGACCAGCUCGUCGCGGAGCAGCACGGCGCUGUUAUCACGCAGAGGUAUACUGGGCCGAGCGCUUUUGCUGUGCCUAUUGGGACGCCUUCGGUGUAGGGGUACUCUGAAUUAAGGAUGUGAGGAGGAGAUGGAAGGAUGUUUUGAGGGAUUGAGAGGAACUGGAAUGGGUCUACGUAAAGAAAAGCAACUUGAUCGAUGAUCUUAUUCGCACAUAGAUAUUGUACAUGAUAAUGUAUAUGAAUAAAUAAUCCGAAGAUGUGGAAUAAAAGCUAUCGUUGUUUCUAUGGAUACUAGGCUCAGGGGUAGACUUCCCUCUGUCUUGAAGAUGGACCUUCCUAGGCAAUUGAGGGUUAGGGUUAGGGUAUGACGUAUCACCGACGACCGGAGUUGAAGUCAAUUGAAGUCAAUAAACUUAGCUAAGACAAUCAGAUAACCAUACUGUCUUAUAACAGCAAUUGCGACGUCCAAUUUGGGUGAGAUAUCCUCCAUUUUCACCAGAAUUAUU